AUGGACAUUAAACACGCGGCCCCGCCGGCAAUGCCCUCCUCAUGGACAAUCCCGCAGACAGUCAAUAUGAAUGAUCAUGGAAGGAAAUCGACUUGGACCACGCCAUUGUCGCCAUAUCUGAGGGGCCUCAAGAUAAAAAACCUCAUGACGUCCCCCAAAUCACCAAAGUCACCAAAGUCACCUAAACCCCCAAAGUCGCCGAGGUUCCCUCUGUCGCCCACAUCACCCAGAAAUCUACCGCCGAAGCUUCUGGACGAGGACUCGUCUUUUCGAAUUAUACAUACGCCCGACAGGCCAGACCGGCCAAUUUCAAGGAGGGCCAUUCCGAAUGACGAGCAGUGCAUGGAAUUCCUCAUGUCGCUGCAGAGACAGGAGGAACACAAAAGGGGAGGCGUCAAGACUGGCCUCAAGAUGUGGCCGUACCCAGAGGAGCAGGAGGCCGAGGACCGCAGGUAUCUCCGGAGCGUGAGGGUUGAGAGCGUGCACUUGGAAGAAGCCCGCCUGGCAAGGACCAACUCUUCUGGCCCGGCGAGGGUCGUGGAAGUAGGCAGAAGCUCGACCAAGUCGACAACAGCAUCACGGCGGUCAUACCACACAAGAACAUCCAGUGUCAGCGAUGCAGAGGAUGUCGACGACGAGCCCCGGCGCAGACCUAAAAUGGCCGUCAACGAUCCCCCCCUCUCUCCACCGCCUACCCUAUCCCGCAGUCAAUCACGGCUAAGCUUUUACACCCCGAAAGCAAACACAUCCCGCUGGUCCGAUGACAGCAUUGAAUCCCUCUUCUCGUCGAGAGACAUCGACUCGCCGUGCCCCCAGCGAGUUACUGUCCGCUCAUCUUCCGAAGCGCUGUCUCCCACGGUAUUUGGGGACGAGUCGGUCGGCUCCUCUUCGCCUUCUCUCCUGACACCAGUGAAAGACCGGCCAGCGACGCCGUUCACAGACCCCCGCCUCCGGGCAACGUCCGAUCCGAUGACCCCUCCACCGUCAGAUCACAUCGUUCACCAGAUGAACAUAAGUCCAGAGCCGGUACCGAGAAAAUACUCGUGGCGAUCGUCCAAGGACACCAUUCUUAAUACGGGGGCCCCAAUAUCAAGAUUUCAGUCGUGGCUACCAGAGGCGCGGCCGGAAGAGGUGACUGAGAAUGACAAGCAGCAGCAACAGCAGUCUGAGCCGGACGUCUAUGGCGACUGGGCGGACUAUUACUUUGAGGAUGGCAAUUUCUGGGACGACUAUUCGGAUGGUGAUGACGAAGGAGACGAGACAAAAGUAGAGGAAGAGGAGGAUUCUCUCGCCGUGGAGAAGGGGGAGCAAGAUUUUGGCGAGAAGGAGCGAGAAAAAGAAAACAGUGAGAAAGGCCAAAAGGACCGCCUUCGAGUCGAUGACGAGCAGGUUUAUCCGCGCUACGAGAGUUUCAUUAAGGAUUACAAGAACAACGUCAUGAAUACAACGGUUAUGCAGGAGUGA
This is a messenger RNA of Colletotrichum orchidophilum, 1464 nucleotides long. RefSeq lists its product as uncharacterized. The record is from RefSeq and is a predicted model, not a curated record. Bases 1 to 1464 code for a protein of 487 amino acids. The transcript has a single exon. Lineage: Eukaryota; Fungi; Ascomycota; Sordariomycetes; Glomerellales; Glomerellaceae.